This is a messenger RNA of Lineus longissimus, 1821 nucleotides long. RefSeq lists its product as uncharacterized. NCBI's taxonomy places the organism in Eukaryota, Metazoa, Nemertea, Pilidiophora, Heteronemertea, Lineidae. Gene Ontology annotation, biological process: DNA integration. The transcript has a single exon. The record is from RefSeq and is a predicted model, not a curated record. Gene Ontology annotation, molecular function: nucleic acid binding. The coding region runs from base 1 to 1821 and encodes 606 amino acids.
AUGGCCGUUGUCAAAAAGUCUAAUGGCAAGCUAAGAAUCUGUAUCGAUCCCCAACCACUGAAUGAAGCCCUUAUGAGGGAACAUUAUAAACUCCCAACACUAGAUGAUAUUUUGCCUAUGCUAAACAGGGCAAAGGUGUUUAGUAAACUUGACGUGAAAAACGCAUUCUGGCACGUGAGGUUAGAUCAUGAAUCAAGUCUCCUUACUACGAUGAUCACUUCGUUUGGUCGUUAUCGCUGGCUUCGUUUGCCAUUCGGUCUUAAAGUCAGUAGUGAAAUAUUUCAGCGUAAGCUAGCAGAAGCGCUGAGUGGUUUGGAUGGUGUUUUCACAAUUGCGGACGAUAUCACCGUAGCGGGUUGUGGAGCAUCAAGAGAUGAAGCUCUUAAGGACAACGAUCGGAAACUGCAGAGACUCUAUGCACGCUGUGAUGAGCGACACAUUGUGCUAAACAAUGAUAAGAAGGAAGUUGGUAAAACUGAGAUCCAAUUUCAUGGACAUCGCUUCACUGACGAAGGUGUAAAACCUGAUAAACAGAAAAUAGAGGCAAUAACGCAAAUGCCUGCCCCUACUGAUAUCGCUGGCGUGAAACGGUUGUGCGGCAUGAUACAGUACAUGUCUCGUUUCUUACCAAAUCUCGCCAAUGAUUUGGGACCAAUUCGUGCACUUACUGGAAAGGAAGCCGAAUGGAGUUGGUCUACUGCCUGUGAACAAGCGUUUCAAACUGUCAACAAAAAGCUAACCGAGGCUCCUGUGCUAGCCUAUUUUGACUCGAGUAAAGAAAUAAAACUUCAAACUGAUAGCAGUAAGGAUAGGAUGGGUGCAGUUUUGAUGCAAGAGGGACGCCCAGUAGAAUAUGCAUCACGUUCCCUCUCUAAUGCGCAGCGAUCUUGGGCUCAAAUUGAAAAGGAACUGUUGUCGGUAUGUUUUGGUUUAGAGCGCUUCGACCAGUACACAUAUGGGACAAAAGUAAUUGUGGAAAAUGACCACAAGCCUUUAGCGUCAAUCCUGAGGAAACCACUGAGCCAAGCGCCAAAACGGCUCCAGUCAUUACUUAUGCGCCUGCAUCGCUAUGACGUUGACUUUCAAUUUCUGAAGGGAUCUGAACUCGUCAUAGCAGAUACCCUUAGUCGAGCAUUUCUUGAAACCCUGGAUGAGAGACCAAGAGUCAUGAACAUUGACUUCUUUCCGAACAUUUCAGAUGCCAGACUAGAAGAAGUUCGUGACGUCACCGUACGUGAUCCUACUACGAAAACUCUCAUGUGUCUCAUUCGGAAUGGCUGGCCAGACACUAAACAAGACACUCCGAUAGAGGCUAAGCCAUAUUUUGACUUUAGAGACUCUCUUAGCUGUGAAAGUGGAAUCAUACUCAAGGGAGAAGCUAUCCUUAUCCCCUGUGACCUACGUGGCGAUAUAAAGCAGCGUUUGCAUUCCGCUCACCUGGGACUGAACAGUAUGCUCCGACGCGCUCGAGGUCUCGUGUUUUGGCCAGGACUUGCGCAAGAUGUUAAGCAAAUGGUUGGUACAUGUGAGCCGUGCCAAGAGCUUAGGGCCCGUAGCCCUAAGGAACCACUGAUCCCUCAUGAUGAUGGUCAAAGUCCUUGGGACAAAGUGGGAGCAGACAUUUUUGAGAUUUCUGGUCGCCAGUACUUAGUUACUGUGGAUUUCUUCUCCAACUUCAUCGAGGUUGACUUCUUGCCAACAAUCACUAGCUCUCAAGUGAUAAAUGUGCUUAAGAAACACUUUGCUAGAUAUGGCAUCCCGCGUAUAUUCCAAAGUGACACCGGAUCUCAACUGACAUCUAGUGAAUUCGAAAAUUCAUGA